Volvox carteri f. nagariensis is the source of this 1404-nucleotide messenger RNA. RefSeq lists its product as uncharacterized. Lineage: Eukaryota; Viridiplantae; Chlorophyta; Chlorophyceae; Chlamydomonadales; Volvocaceae. Gene Ontology annotation, molecular function: protein binding. The record is from RefSeq and is a predicted model, not a curated record. The transcript has 7 exons. Bases 1 to 1404 code for a protein of 467 amino acids.
AUGGGCGGGCUGUGCUCAAGGGAAGACCGUGAACCGUUCGACGACGUCAAAUCGGGAAACCACACGGGGUCAAAGCCAAAUACAAACAAUCAUGUAGCUUCUGUCGGGCAGCCCACCCAUGCUGAAGCAACAGUCCCUGCAAGCGAACUCAUUGCUCUCAAGGCGCAACUUCAACAGCUGCAGGAGCGGAACUCGGCCUUGCUCUCAGCAGCGAAAGACUCGGAGAGCCGGUAUGCGGAGCUGCAAUCCAAGCUGCAAGAGUUGCAGAAGGAGCAUGAUGGAUUGCAGCGGGAGUUUGAGGCAACUCGGCAGCUUGCCGGGUCAGGGCUGCAAGCCCAACUGGAGGCGCGAGCGGAGGCCGAGCGAAAGCUUGCUGAGGUGCAGAGGCAGUACACGGAGCUGAAGAAUAUGAACAACCAGCUUCGAAGACGUGUUUCGGACCUCGCUACUGGGCACGCAGAGCCGCCGGUUGCUGCUCCAUCCGUUGAGCAGCCCACGAACGCGUUUGAAGAACGUAACCGUGACGUUCUGGCAAAGAUUCGGGACAGCAACCCGGGCAGCAAGAUCAGCAUUGCUUUCUGGCGGUCCUCCGACUUCAAGCGCUGGCAAGGCGUCCGCACCCUAAACGGAGAAGUUACUGGCCUGGCGCUGAACAGCAUGCAGUUGACUGUCUUGCCAUCGGAGGUUGGGCAACUAACGAGUCUCACAGCGCUGUUGCUGAGCAACAAUGGCCUCACACAGCUGCCAUCUACUCUCGGCCAGCUUACGUGCUUGACGUCGCUGUUGCUUGACGGCAACAACUUGAAGCAGUUGCCAGCGGAGCUGUGUGACUUGUGUCAGUUGCAAACGCUGUGGCUUGACAACAAUAAAAUCACUGAGCUGCCGGAGACAUUCAGUCAGCUCUCGGAGCUCAAACGAUUGCGCGUCGACUCAGCCCUCGCAAACGUGCCAGAGCAAUUCCGCGGGAACGGGGCAAUGACACCGGUGUCACCGCGGACAGCACCCUCAACCUUCACGGAACCAGACGGAGCAUCGGGCCGAGCAGUCAACGAGAGGGUGCCGCUAGAAAGCGUAACGUUAUUACAGCAACAGCACUCGCAGCAGGACACGGUACAAUUGAGUAGCAGUGCAGCGGAAUCACCACGGCGGGAGAGCGACGGGGACGAGGGGCAUGGACGGGCCGAGGCGCUAUCACGCAGCCCAGACUCGGCUUCCCUUGCUGCAAGCGACAGGGUUGUGAGGGAGGGCUCCGGCCCAGCGUUGUGUGUCAAGGGGCGUAAAGAGCAGCUGGCAUUGGGAUCGCUCUCGGGGACGGGGACGUCUGCAGGGAUCAUUGGUGUCGAACAGGAGCGAAGCGAGCCGGCGGAUGGCGAGGUGAUUGCACAGCACACGCCCGUAUCAUGA